AUGCCAGAGCGGGCAGCGGAUGGCGGGCGGCUCCCACCGCCCGAGAAGGUCAAGGCGCUGUUUGAUCGAGGCGACCCCGAGAGUGAGAACGCCGCGCCGUGGGCGCGGCGCUUGGAGGAGGCUGGCGUGACGGGCCCCGGCGUCCCGCCCACGGGAGACUCUCCGCCGCUGUGGCCGGCCGGGCCGGCCCCGCAGAACCCGCGCACGAAUGUGCUCGCCAUGUGGGCGGUCAAUUUCUUCAUCGCCUCUUGGUUCCAGUCCGGCGUGCUGACCGACGGCGAGCACUACACCCGCAACUUCUCGGGCGACUUCGACAUGGGGUACGUGUACGGGCAAACCAAGGAGCAGCAGGCCUUUCUGAUGAACAAGGAGGACGGCACCGUCCGCGUCAACUCCUCGGGCAGGCCGCUGCGAUACAUGGACGCCGACAAUGGCCCCUUCUCCCCGGAGUCUCGCGAGACGCUCAAGGCAUGCCUCACCCCUCACACACGCCACACCCUCGCCCGUUUCGGCAAGCUCGAAGCCAACGUCUGGGCCUCGGGCAGCAACCACACGAACGUGCACGUGGGGAUGUACUUCAUGCUCGCUUGCGCCCAGUCGGUACACAACGUGCUGGCGGUCGAGAUUCGCAAGAUGCACCCCGAGUUUGACGGGCCGCGGAUCUUCGAGAGCACGAAGCAGCUCGUCACCUUCCUCUUCUUUCAGGUGGUCCGUCGCGAGUACGUCGGCUUCCUCAACGGCGGCACUGUGGGCGAGGUCAACGCUCAGGUCGCGGCCCUCAACGUUCCGCUCAACCGCUACUCGCCGAUGGUCGCCGGCCUGAACGUGGCCAAGCAUCUGAAAGGCGACUUGUUCACGGGCGCCUCGGCGGGUCUCGAGUACGAAACGUCGUACAUGUGGCACGCCAUGCCGCCAGAGGAGCUUGGCCCGCUCGGGUCGUAUUCCGAGAAGUGGAUCGCCAAGCCCGGCAACUGGACCGACGCCGCGACGGGCCCGACGCUGCGUGAGCUUUUGCACGCGGCGCAAGUCGCGCCAUCCUCGCUCCAGACCCUCGGCAACACCCCCUCCUACCUCCUCAACUUUGAGAUGAAGGUUGUCGAGCGCAGCCGCGGGCAGCGCGUGGGGUCGUUCAACCAGGUGCGCGCAGCAAUCCACCUCCCUCCCAUCACCAGCUUCGACCAGUUUGCCGCACCGUGGGACGCGAAGCUCGCCGCCGUCUACGAGCACCCGGACGACAUCGACCUCUACGUGGGCUACAAUGCUCCGGUGAAGGGCGAGUACGACCCGGAGCGCUCGUUCAUGACGCAGAGCAUGAAGCGUAUCGUGUCGACGCUUGUCUUCACCAUCGCCAUGCAGGAGCAGGACUGCCUCCGGAUGGUGCCGAGGGACGUCUGGGCGCGCUUCAAGGACAUGGACCUGUACUCCAUCUGCGCGACUGCGAUUGCAGCCGACCCCGCAAGCAUCGCGCAGCCGGGGCCAAACCAGCCGCUUCCGCCCGCCUCGUACUCGGACCAGGGCGUGACCAUGUUUUACCCCGUGCAUGCUUGA
Molecule: messenger RNA, 1548 nt
Organism: Emiliania huxleyi CCMP1516
Lineage: Eukaryota; Haptophyta; Isochrysidales; Noelaerhabdaceae
Exons: 2
Coding region: 1-1548 (515 amino acids)
Biological process (GO): response to oxidative stress
Molecular function (GO): peroxidase activity; heme binding
Source: RefSeq, a predicted model, not a curated record